ACGUUGAUAUUGUGAAAGAAGUAUGCAAGAAAGAUCCCCAAUACGACUUUAUUCAUGAUAGUCAGUUCAAUCCAACUUUAGGACUUUACAGGAGUUUUACACAUGAAACAGUUCUUUCUGUUCAAGAUUCAUCUGUUCCUAUUUAUACUGAUGGUACACUUACUCGUACUCCUCGACAGAGCUUUACAACUGAACGUUCAAUGAGUUCUAAAUCAGGAUUAAAUGUAAUUACACACUCGUUAGAGCAAAUAAAUGUUAUUGAAAUACCGGAAACUCCAGCCAGCAUGACAUUUAUGCAAACAGGAAUAACUUCGCCUAUGCGUGGUUAUGCAUUUUCACAAGAAGAAGGUACUGGAAGAAUUAUGGCACCACCUUUACGACGUCGUAAAACUAAUCCCGGUCCUUUAGGACAUAUAACUAAUAGAAUUGAAACUAGCCCAUUACGUCGAAUGAGUUUACCGGAUGUGAGAGCAUCUGCUGACAUAACAGCUAUUGCAAUGGGUGAAGAAAGGACACGUAUGGUUCAGUUUAGAGAAUCGAAUAGUUCGACAAGUACAAGUAAUAUACAUUCUCGAAGAGAAAGUGAAAGCUUAGAUGAAUCACCCGUUUCAGAUUCAAUACAGCCAAGACUGACUAGUAAUGAAAGUAGUGAACCAAUAGCUAUGGAAGUAAUAAAUGAUGAUGUUAAUGAUAAUAUUGAUCGAGGAAGUACAAGUAUUAAUCAAGAAAAAGAGACAGACAAUACUGAUCAAGAAGUUACUGAAUAA
This is a messenger RNA of Dentiscutata heterogama, 767 nucleotides long. NCBI's taxonomy places the organism in Eukaryota, Fungi, Glomeromycota, Glomeromycetes, Diversisporales, Gigasporaceae. The record is from the annotation of a GenBank genome assembly.